This is a messenger RNA of Cryptotermes secundus, 13954 nucleotides long. It is a transcript of the gene Fas3, whose product is annotated as fasciclin-3. The record is from RefSeq and is a predicted model, not a curated record. The coding region runs from base 15 to 1355 and encodes 446 amino acids. Gene Ontology annotation, cellular component: adherens junction. Gene Ontology annotation, biological process: heterophilic cell-cell adhesion; homophilic cell-cell adhesion. The transcript is spliced from 8 exons. Lineage: Eukaryota; Metazoa; Arthropoda; Insecta; Blattodea; Kalotermitidae.
AUCCAACUCAAGGCAUGGAUGUUUGGUAUGGUGCCAGUGGUGUUCAGGUCGACGUUUCUCCAAAGGAUCCAACAGUGAGAGUGGGGUCAAACUUCACUUUCAUGUGUCGCGUGGGAAAGCCACUCAUGUACUGCCGCAUUGAGAUUCCAGGAUUGAGUAAUGGCCUCAACAUGAAUGAGAAAGUCCCAAAGACCAGUGAUUACUGGUAUGCAGGUGAAGGCAUCGAAUAUGGCCAGUGUGGCAUCACCAUUAGCCGAAUGACAGACAGACAGAAUGGCCAAUUCAAAUGCAUGUUGGGUUUCUCAGAUGAGCAGAAUGAGUCGCAUGGGGCCACCAUCGUUACAGUUGCAAGACCCCCACGAAAUCGACCCGAGCUCACGAUCACUCCAGAGGUUGAUCCUCGGUUUGGAACAUACACUGAGGGCACAUCUAUAAAAGCAAUGUGCACAGUGACAGAUGCACGCCCAGCAGCCAAUCUUUUAUGGUUUAUGGGUGAUGAUCAGAUUACGGAUGGAGUUGGUCGCCCAGAAAUUGUGGAAUCACCAACAGAUUUAUUCACGGUUCAUCAGAAUCUCACUCGCAGGCUGACCUGGAGGGAUAAUAGAAAAGAUCUGAAGUGUGUGGCGACACAUAUAGCGCUAGAUGGUGAAAUGAAACCGACAGUGAUACAGAUUAGUGUGAGAUUUGCACCUCGUCCAGUAGAUGGAAUAAUUGAACAGUUUGGAUUUAUAGUGGGAGAGGAAGGCAUUAUUUCUGUCCAAAUUCAUGCCAAUCCUAAACCUAAACUCACAUGGAUUAUUGAUCAAGAUAGCUUUCCUGAAGGAAGUAUGGACCUUACACAACGAUUUGAGGCUACCUCAGCAAGGGACAUGGGCAAUGGUACAUGGGAAGCACAGCUGCGCAUAAUGCGAGUCACUGCUGAGGAUGUGGCUAGAAAUUAUAUUUUGAGAGCAAGAAAUGAAGUGGGUGAACAGCAGUAUACAGUGAGAAUUUCCACCAGUGCAGAACCACAAGGAUCACUGGAACUUGGAACUGGUCCCAUCAUUGGAAUUGUUGUGGCUAUCCUUGUGCUGCUUAUCAUCAUCUUUAUGCUCAUUUUUGCUCGAGCAACAGGCCGUUGGUGCUUCUCAGCACGUGGCGCUGGUCGCAGCGGCACAAGCCACUCAAGCAGUGAAGCUCAUAUUGAUCCUGAGAACCAGCAUCAUGCCCAUACUGAGAAAACUGCACCAGGCCGCCAAGGAGAAGGGGAGGGGGGUAUGGAAAACCCAUCAGUCAAUCACAACAUCAGCUCUGAGUAUAUCAAUGGCAACAAUCCACAGGAUGCAAAGAAGAAUGACAAGGACACACCUGUUUAAGAGAUAUGUUUUCAAAGUUUGGGCAAAGGCAAUGGAUUUUAAUAUGAUGGCAUGCUGAUUUUGUAACCUGUAAUUCUGCAGAAGUUGACGAGGGCUUAUAAAAGCAGUUUGAAAAUAGUUAGAGACUAUAGGUUUAGUAUACAGACAUGGAUAUUGUACGUAAUAAAUACAAAUCUUUUGUCCUAGAUUCCAUAAGGAUGCACAUUAUUUAACAGUGAUUUUCUUUGGAUUACUGAUUCUUAUUUUACAGUUAUUAUUGCAAUUUUUAGUGAAGUUUUUAUUUUGGUUAAUUUUUCCAUAACAAAGGCGUUAUAAACUAACACAUUCACUAACCAAUGUGUAAGUGCCACUUUAAACCUGUGGGCCAAGCAACCAUGCCAAAACAUUUUUUUUAUUUUAAAAACUAAUGAUUCUGUUUCAGUUCCUAAAAGCUUUUAUUAUGAUCUGUGAAAGUUUUAUGGCCAUCAGAUGACAGAUGGAAAAUCAUAAUAAUUUUUAUGAUCUUCUCUAAUGUCACCUUUGUUGGUACUGUGAGCAUGCCUGCUUAAGAGGCAGUGAGAAUGUUAGUUUAUAAACCAGAGUAUGAACAAUAAAUAUUUUAACUUCUCUUAGAAUACUUCUCAUAUUAGAUAUUGGACAUACUGUAUUUUAGUUUUGUUGAACAAGGUUACAGAAUCAGUUGUCCUUCAGCAAAUGUUUGGCAUUAUUCUGGACUACACUGAAAUUCAAAUAUCUAGGGUCCUUCUGAGAAAGGAUGUGUAAUCUCAGUUUUUAGUGUUGUGAAACGGACCCUUCGUAUUACAAGAAACAGACAUAAUGUGAAUCAUAAUACCAAAUGUAUAUGUGUGCGUGUUGAACUCUCAGUGCGGUAUGUCAGUUUGCGUACACAGUUUCUAUCAUGGCAGCUAAACUCAACUCACAGUCUCAUCUCCUGAUUGUUUGAGUGAGGCUUGUUUGUUCACUUUUGAUGUGUAAUAACAGUUUGUAUGUAACAUACUUGUUCAUAGCAUCAUGAUAUUUUUGUAUGUGUAAAUGCCUGUUUGAUAAGAAUAAUGAGGCUCGAGGACAUCCUUUGUGGUUUAGCUGGCACUGCUCAACCAACUCCCAGUACUAUUUCAUUGUUAUGGGUCCUCAGAAGUUAUCCAUUUGUUUCAACGGUAACAAUCAGAAAAUACUUUACUGUGAUUAGAGCUAGCCAUUUAGAGUAAAUGUCUGUGUUGGUAUUGUCUCUGGGAGAUGUUUUAAAAAUUCAGUAUAAAACAAUUAGGUUUCCUUAUACAGAUUCAUAAAUUACCAUUUGCUCAUGUCUUACUCUACUAAGUCUUCUUUCCUUAAUUAAAUUUUCUAGGAGGAAAUUGUAUUCAUGUGAUCCCAGACAUUUCAAUUGGGGUUUGUAUUACAUGAGCAGUCAUAAAAGAACAGUUAAUCAGUAAUUCAACAUAUGACAUUGAAAUCUAAACAUGUUAAUGAAUUUUUAUUUCUUAAGUCAUGAACUAUAAUUUUGUGAAACUCCUGAGUCAUGAAGCAGUCAAGCUAUGGAAAUUGUAUUUAUUUGGGUGUCCAAAUUAAGGAGAUGGGAUUAGCAGGGCAUGUAGUAAUCAUUGGGAAAUUGGUGUGAUGUGGACUGGAUUUAUCUGUCUUAGAGUAUGGACCAUUGGUGCUAUAUUGUGUUGGGAUAUUCGUGAUUGGCUGACUGACUGGUGGCUUCUCAUGAAGGACUCAGCUCCAUGGAGUUGGUUUAGUUAGUUGUCAUAGGUUGUGUUAGUACUUGAGUUGUUUUCCGCUUAGUUAUGAGGUUUUUUGCAUAUUCACAUAACAAGACCUCUGAAGUCUGUUUUAUCACAUGUAAGGGUUUACAUUAUGAAUGGAAGACAUGUUGGGUUAUCAGUCGGGUAUAACUAAGUGACUAAUUGCAUGGAGCUAAAUCUAUCUUCAGAAGCCAUCAGCUGCUCAACCACUCAAGAAUUUUCCAACAAUUUAUGGAACCUGAUGAUUUAUUUCCAUGUUAACAAGAAGCCAUCACUGACCCAGGUGAAUGCAGUCCAUAAUCCCCAUCCUAUUAUCUAAGAUCAAUUUUAAUAUUAUCCUCCCAUAUACAUCUAGGUCUUCCCAGUGGUUUCUUUCCUUCUGGUUUUCCCCUUGAAACCCUGGAUGCACUCCUCUUCUCUCCCAUGCCUUUUUCAUGCCCCAUCAAUCUCACCCUCCUUGAUUUGAUCAUUCCAAUCGCAUUUGCCAAGGAGUGCAAAAACAAAGCUCACCAUUAUGUAGUUUUUUUCCAGACUCCUAUUAUAUCAUCCCUCAUGGGUUAAAAUGUUCCCCUCAACACCUUGUUUUCAGACACCCUUAGUCUGUGUUUACCCCUAUACCGAAUUACAGGUUUAAUUAUAGUAAACUUUUCAAUGUUAGCUAUCUUUAGGUUAUGAUUUGUCCUGUAUUCUGGUGAUAAGACACCUUUACAUACUUAGUUUACUCUGUAUUUACUUCUAGACCAAUUUCAUUUAUCAAUUACAGUGAAAAUUUUGGGUUCUCCCCCUGUUUUGUUGUUAUUGAGGUAGGAAUUGUAACAAAUCUAGCAUAAAAAUUGUCUUACAUGAUGCUGUAUAAUAUGAAGUUUUAUGUAAAUUGUAAGUUGAUAUAAAAUCUACUGGGAGAAACAUACAAAUAUCAUGGUUAUAUAGGGAGGUCUGUCUGUUUUUAUAUUUCUUUCAUAUUCUUGUUUUGGUGUGAGUUUCCAUCAGUUUACUGAUUGUAAAUUGGAAUUCACUUCAUUAUGCAUGAGAGAUUUGUAUAUCUGGCAUAUAAUGGUGAUACUGUCCUUGACCCUCAUUGCUUUCACUCUGAGCAACAAGGCAGCCAACAAUGAGGAAAGAUACAAUAUGUAAAUCAAAGUAACAAAGAUGUUACUGUGUGCAUAGCAACACUGCAUCAACACUGCCUCACAAAUUCUGGAUUUAUGUUGGAAAUAGGAAACUGAGUGAACAACUCUAGAAGAGGAGCAGAAGAAUGUAUUGUGUGUGUUUUUGUGUGCUUACACUACGUGUGCAAGUUCUCAAGAAAUGUUUCUAGUAUCCAAUAUGUGACAUGUGGUUCCUGGCCAUGUGUGUUUUCUCUUGUGUAAAGAUUCAGAAAUAUGUUGCAUUUGCACAUGGUAAUUUAAUGACAAAUAUAAUAACUAUUCUCCCUUUUUAAGAGCAGGAACAGUGGUGUGGUAAAAUGAUAUCUCACCAAAGCUUUUAUGUGUUGUUAUAACUUCUGUAACAGUUCAAUUGCUGGAAUUAUAAGGGUUAAACAUAGUUGAGACAAGGGAUUCAGAAACAGAAAUUUGAUAUGGCUGCAUAAUGAACAAGAAAAUAUGAUGUGGCCAUAUUCAGUAAUAUGUAACUGAUGUUCUGAAAUAUACAAGGAGCUUCAGUCGUUGAACAUGUAAAAGGUUAUUUAGGUGUUGACUUCAUUUAAGAUUCACAGAAGAAAAGGAAGAAAAAUUGAACUUACACUUCAUAGAAAGUAUGAUUACUUUGGACAUUCUAUUCUUGAAAAUAGCUGGUGGCCACUCUUGAGAAUGACUAGUUUAGACUGCCUUGCCAAGGAAGUUUAACUGUGACAUCUGGUCAGACCAGGGGCAUGCUGGAGCUGGUUCACACAGAUUCAGAUCAGCUGGUGUAUAGAAAUUUAAUACAUGUUAAAAAAUGCCCUGGAAUUAUGCCCAUCCCAGCCAGAUGCUAUAAAGCAAGUGCGCCAUUUGGAGUGGUGACCUUGGUGACAUUGCAUUACAUUACAUUACGUUACAUUCAUUUUUAAAGCCAACAGGCUAGUAGUACAGGGUUACAACAAAUGAUUCAUUCCAUUUUAGAACACUAUAUUUUUCAAAGUAUUACACAUACAAACAUAACUGAUACAGGAAAAGAACCGCAAACUCGCCAAGUUUGCAUCAUGGUACAGCAGUUGGCAGCAUGAGUGUAGUGCCUCAGAAAAUGGCGACGAAGCUGGAAAAGAGUUUCUGUGUGGUGGAAUAUGCGAAAUGUAAGUCUGUUAUUGCAGUGCAGCGUGCGUUCAGAGAAGAGCACGGAAAAGAACCACCAUGUAAACAGAGCAUUCUGUGGUAGUAUCGGCAUUUUAAGGAUACUGGUUGCCUGUGUAAACUGAAAAGCAUGGGGCGACCAAGAGUGUCAGAUGAAACAGUGGGGAGAGUGAGGGAGAGUUUCACGCGCAGUCCACAAAAAUCAACUGCCAAUGCAAGCCGCGAACUUGGAAUCCCGCAACAAACAAUUUGGAAGAUUCUGCAAUGGCUGUUAAAAUUCAAACCUUACCAUAAGUUUAUGGUUCUUUUCAUGUAUCAGUCAUAUUGUAUGUAUAAUACUUUGGAAAAUAUAUUGUUUUGAAAUUGAAUGAAUAAUUGUAGUAACCCAGUAUAAUGCAUGUACUACAUAUGUACAUGUCUCUGUGGCCUUUUCCAUUGUGGAAAGUAGGCUGUUAAACAAAUGUCGACUGGUAACUGAGCAUGUGAAGUUGUAGUUAAAACUAUGGCAGCACAUCCCUGUGUCAGGCCAUUGUCACAUCUUCUAAGUACUCAGAAUGAUAAAUAAAUUGAAUGAGACAUUUACAAUAUUCUUGAAAGAAAGAGGAAAAUAGUAAAUCAAGUUAUAGAAGUGGCUUUUCAGAUGAUACCGAAACAAAGGUUGUUCCCUUUCAGUUAUGUUGAGUAGGAAGUUUGCUACAGUAUAUGUGUGUUCAUUAUGAUGUUUUAUAUGUUUCCAACAUUCCACCAAGUCAUUGUGAUAUUAUGAAACUGUGUAGGGUGAUCUCAGUGCUUGUGUGAUGCAUACUGCAGGCAGCUCAUUGUCAGUUUGGCAUUGAACAAAUGAAUUAUAUAUUCUCAUAACUUUGUCAGAAAUUUUAGUAAAUUUUUUAUCAUAAACUUUUUUGAUAUGAUAUAUGUGUUAUAUUAUUUAACAAUACUUUAAAGCAGUUGUCUGGCUAGCAGAGGUCACUUUUUUUGUGGCAGAGAAUUAGUCUUUUCUAUUCCACUGUUGGAGUAUGCCCACCCUUGCUGAGUUCUUGUCACACUUUCAAGUCAGGCAGUGACUGACAUCUUUCUUUCCUUCCUGUUACUCAUUUGUGAUUAGUGUAAAGCCUUCAUGCCAGUAAAAGAUAGGUUCUGCCCUCUAUUUUCUAUGUUACUGAUUAUGUACUGUUAUCCUUGAUUGUUUCUGGUUGACAAAAUUUUGUAUGCAAAAAAUGCUAAUAUAAGUAAAUGAUCUUUGGUACAAAGCUCCCAUUUCCUACCUCAGACAAAAUGAGGUCUGUAAACCCUGUCUUCUUGCUGUUGUUCUCAUCCUGUCAUUGAGAAUAUAAGAAACUGCACUAUGGGCACUCCAACCUCAGAAAUGAAUUUCUUUUACUUACUGAGUUGUCAGGGGCUAGUUCAUGAGAUGUUUGUCACAACAACAAUGACAGCAGUAGAAAAUGUACACGCAAAAAUGAGAAGGGUGGAAAGGGUAAAAAUUGUAACUAUUGUAACUAUUUCUAAUAAAUCUUCAGUAGCAUGUCCAAGGUUUUAAAUAAUUACCACUAAUAUUUAUGGUUAUAUUUCUGUAAGAUCACACAUGGUUUCAAACACAUAUUUUGAAUGAAGUUGUUUGUGAUUUUAAUUAUGUAAAACAUAUGUUCUUAUGUUUGUUUCCUGCUCUGAGAUAAAGACAAGUAUAAACUUGCGAUAAACAAUGCAAAACCCAGUCAUUCCCUUAUAACUGAAACAUAAAUGCCAUUGCAACAUUCUCAUACAUUUAUUUGGUGUCUCAUCUGUCACAUAAAUGUCAUGACAGUAUUAAAUUUCUUGUUCACAUGUAAUUAACAAUAGCUAAAUUUUGCACAGUGUAGAAUUUAUUGCUUAUCAUAUUGGCAUUUAAUGCUGUAACCACAUUCCAAUUUAUUUUGCAUCUAUUGACAAUAUAUGCAUUGUUUACAAUGUUGACAAUCAAGUCUCCUGUUCCUUAUUACCUUAACUUUUCAACUGCUACAUCAUGGGCCAUUGUAUUCUGUCACCAUAUUUGAAAUUCUGCAGGCUUUUAGUUUGCAGUGACAAUAAUUCCUUUGCAGUUUUCAGGCAUGCAACAAAUUAUGAUAUAUCUUUUUCCCAUACCAUCAGGAUGUGGUAUAGCUUCAAAAUAGUGGACAGCUGUUAUGAAAAAUACAUUCUAGAAAAUAGUGCCAUUUUCCUAUGUUUUUAUACCAUUGAUAAAAUUAAUUUGAUUGCAAGAAAACAGCAUUCCUCACUGUUAAAUGAAGAAUACUGAUGCUGUGUUGUCCAGUAGAGGUUUUAUGAUAUUUUGGAGCAAUUGUGAUGAAGUUCUACUUCACUACACAGCAUCACAUCCCAGAAGACAGCACUAUUUAUUGUCACUGCCCUGAGAACUUCAAAUCUCAUGGAGGAGAAUUAGAUUAAUUAAUGUAUGCCUAACAUAACAGUUCUUGUGUAUUGGCUCUGUUAUUGCCUCAGCAGCAUAGAGAUAUAUUAUCUUUAAUUGUUUAGAAAACCAUAAGAUUUGCAAAGAAAGUGCAUUGGGCAUAAAAUGUAUGUUUUUUUCCUCUACAACUUCUGUUUGAAACAUUUUUCACUGUAAUAAAUAUUGGCAGAUUGGCAUGCAAAAAUUUGUGUGAAGUGCUUGUGUUCAAUUUUAACCAAAAAUUGGAUGUGUUGGCAGAUUUAAGUAGAACUCCCCAGUGACAAAUUUAAUAAAGAUCUGAGAUAUAUUCUUAAGUUGUUUACAUGCAGACAAAUAUGGUGAAGCUGAUAGCAUUUUUAUGGAUUUUCAUUGCUGUCACAACAAGUUUUUCCUGGGUAUUUCUACAGUUCAUUCUGUUUUGCACUCAUAAAUUUACAAGAUUUUGUUGUUAUGGGCUUCACCUUUAAGUGUAGAAUUAUUUUAGCUGCAUACAUUUUUACUUGGAGCAGGAGGAACCAUGUUUGAAUCCAGCAUUAGAAAAUGAACAGGAAUGAGAAAUUUUGGUGAAAUUUAAGAUUUUCAAAACAUUGGGUAUUCUGCUGGAAUGUGACUUCAUGUAAUUUUGUAGGUAGGUAUCGGUGUUUGGAGGCACUGACUGCCUCCAUCUUCAGGACAGGAGAGAGAAGAUGGAGGCAGUGGUGUUUCCUUCAAAACAUUAGUAUCUGUUUACCAACAUACUUGCAAUAACAGUCCAGGAGAUAGUAAUGUAAUGAUUUUAUUGAAACAUGCAUUUAGUCAGUAGACAUAAUCAGUGUUGUGGACUUCCUUCUCUGGUAUGAGAUUUGUAAUGUGGUAAAUGUGUCCAUUUGAAAGUAACUGGAGAAACAAGAGUUGAGAUGCACAUAUUUAUGUAACAGUUAAAUUGUUAAAAUAAUGGUAUCCAUCCCCCCGCCCAAUUUGAAGUACAAUUUUAGAUCUGAUGUGGAACAUGAAUCUACAGAACUGAUCUGUGAAAAGAAUUUCAUAGGCAGUUGUGAUAACUUUAACACUCCAAAUGAUAUUAAUUUUAGUAAGGUGUUCAUAUAUAUGUAAUUUGCCAGAAUUUAAACAAGACAAUAAGUGUACACUUUUUCAAUGUUUCAUUCUCAUUUGGUGUAACUGUAAGUCACUUACUGUAGUACUUGAAGCUGGGAUCUGAUAUUUAAUGCUCUGUCAGUAUUUUAUAUACAGGGGAUUUCAACACAUUGUAUGAGACCAAAUUUGGUUAUUUGACUGGCCCAGAAUACUUAAAUAAAAGAAUGGACCAGGUGAACAGAUCCAGACGUGAGAUUAAUUCUGUACUGUAGAUUGGAUGUCCCUGAACUGUCUCAUAAUACCAAUUUAGAAGGGUGAGGUAAAACUUUCUUGGUCUUUGUACCAUGAAAUAUAAGUCUAAAAAGUCUGACAACCACUUUUUAAUCUCCUCAGUAGAAGUGCUGUGAUAAGAGAUGCCUUGAACACUGAGUGUGAACCAAAGGUCUUGGAAUUAUAAGUGCUCAGCUUGAUGCCCUAGCCACUUUGCCUCUGAGCAGGUAGCCUCAGUACCUACCAAACAGGAUGCUCUGAAAGCCCAAGAACCAUUGUGGACAAAAUGCUGAAGAGAGUAAGCUCUGUGUCUACCAGGAAUUGAAACUCAGUUCUUGCUGGCAGUUUAUGGGGCCUUAAUCGACCUUGGUACAGCAGGAAUUAAUACAACAAAUUCAGAAGAAAAAUUACAUUUUAGUAAAUACAUAGCUUCAUAUAAUUUAGUACUUCUUGUUAUUGUUUAAAUAACCAUACUUUUAAUUUGAAAGAAUAUGUAUUAAUGGUAGAGAGGUGGCAUGCAAUAUUGAAAUUAUGUCUCAGAUGCAAAUGAUUGUUUGAUUCUUAUGAUAUUUAACAGUGCUAUGUCAACUACUUAUAUGGAAUCAGAUGAGAUGAUAAGAUGGUUUUGGAUGAUGAGUAGGUAACAAUUUUGAAGAAGGAAAUCAUGGCCUGUUUCAGGGCACAGCCCGAGUAUUUUCUUGGCGAGACUGAAAAAGAUCAUGAUGAAAGUCUCAGUGAGGGAGAGCCUAGUCAACAUUCAAGUUAGAUACAUUCCAAAUACAAAUCACAGUAUCACUGAUGCACAAAUAUGCUAGAUUGCUAAGACAUGAAAGUCCAGUCCAGCACUCUGUUACUGAGGAGGUUGAUUGUCAGAAUGUUUCACAAAUUACUCACUUGUUAUGAACUAUAAUUCUGAGUUUUAUGCCCUGCUGUAUUUUGCAAAGAAGGUUCGUAAGUCGUCGCAUAACAUGGCGGGGAAUAUCUGGGUCUUGGGUCCAGAACCCGUGAUAUUUGCCAUAUGUGACAAAAUGAAAAAUCUUUCCAGGAGCUGAAGUUCUGUGACCUCUAGUGAGUUCUUUUCCUGAUUGUUCCAUGAAGAGAUUUUCUAAGUGAUCAACGUGUAAAUUACUUCUUUUCACAUUGUCUGAAUUUUAUGAAUGGCCAGUUAGGAAUGGUGGGGCUAUUAGAAUGUUAUUUGUAAUGUUACUGUCAUCAUUACAGACAGGUCGCUCACAUUGCAAGGAUUGUGUUCCUGGAAGCUGAAACUUUUUGCAUUUUUGCACUAUCCAUUACAUCAGUGAGAAACAAAAAGUUACAGAUCAUCGGGAACAUUUAAUCCUUAAAAAGAGUUUAGAACUACUGUCAUUUGUUGAAAACACUUAGAUGUCAUAAUGCCAACUUGCUACAGAGGAAAAUGUAUAUAAAUGACUUUGGCAUCAGAAGUUGAUUAGUGAAGGAAACAGGCAACAUAAAUCCUCUAAUACACAUAUUCAUUUACACCCAUGCAGGCAUCAAAUGUCGUUGGACACUGGCAGGGGGAAUGGGGAGACAUCUUGUGACAUGCUAUAGACCAAUAUAUUUGUACUGAUGAAAAUGAAGUUUGUAUAACCACAAGUAAAAUUAGGAUUAAAUUCCAUCAGAUGCAACAGUGUUUUUAAUAAUAAAAUCAGCCUUUAUGCAUUUUGGCCGAUGCUGGUCAUAAUCAGAAAGCAAUCAACGCUUUAAAGGAAGCGCUUCACAUGUAUUGGAUGCAUGUGUUGCCUUGCAAGGGUUAAAAUAUAUAUAUAUAUAUUUUUUAAUUAACAGAAUUUUCAAUUGAGUGGAAUCUUACUGUGAAGCCCAGUGAUGGUGAUGUUCCUUCACAAUAGGUUGUCUGCAAAUGUAAUAAAUUACUCGGUUCUGUAUUUGCUCGUGUUUUCAUAUAUACAGUUGUAUAUUUUAUGUAUGUAUGUGCAAAUAUGAUAUGGGAAUUUUUGAUACUAUAUUUAUUCCUAUUAUAUUAGUCACUAAUGAUUAACAGUUCUCCUUACCUGUGUCAUGUUGGUCCUGUGUGGUGCAGUUGGGGUAGUGAUGUUGUAUGCAGUGUGUUUUGGUGAACAGAUAUCCUGUAGUAAUAUGGAUUUUACGAGUGUGUGUUUGUGUCUGCACAUGUAUUGUAUAUUAUGUCUAAUAAUAUAUUGCCAUGAUUGUUUUCAUCAGUUUAUUGCUCGUCUAUUAUUGUAUUAUUGUGUGUGUUUAGAUAAAUUGAGAUUUUUUUUUAUAUUCAUCAUUUGGCCUCUUAUAAAGUAGUCGAUUUUCUUUGUAAUAUCCCAUGUUGAUGUACAAGGGCUAUUCAGAAAGUAUUCUCGAUUUAUUUUAGGCAACUAAUACAGGAACAGGGGAAAGCUUGCACGUGCCAGGUAGCAUCACAUGGCCAACAUUGGGCUUCACAGCAAGAUAUUCUACUCAAUCAAAAAUUCUGUUACUUUUCAAAAAACAUAUUUUAAAUAUGUUAACCCUUGCAAGACAGCACACGCAUGUAGUACAUGUGAAGCAUUGCCUUUAAAGUGUCUGUUAUCUUCAGAUGUUGAUCACCAUUAGCUGAAACAUGUAAAAGCUUUAUUUUAUUAUUAAAAGACAUUGUUGCAUUUGAUGAAAUGUAAUCCUAAUUUUACUUGUGCUAUAGGAUGCAACAGUUGAGAGCAAUGUCUGACAUAAAAAUUAGUAGAAUCACAUUCAGUUUUAUAUAACAGCCUGAUAUUGAUGUUGCCAGAUAUGUAAGGACAACUUGAAAAUAAUGUUAUUAUUUUAUUUGUAGAAUUUUAUUACAUGGAGACUUCUUCAUUCCAGUAUAAAAAUGGUACUAAAUUUAUUUGGGACAUUUAUAAACAGAUCUCAAGAUUGUAAUGAAACUUGGUAACACCUUAAGUCUGAUCACUACAUAUUUUAUUUUGUAUUAUUUAUGUAACUAUGUAGUGGCUUGCUGGUUACUGAGAAUUGCAGAUAAUAGAUAGUGACUGUGAAAAAUUCAUAAUUGCCAUUCAUGAAGAAUGACAUGUGAUAAGUUCUUUGUAUGUAUAAUCUGUAAAGAGCUGCUGAGAAUAAUUCAUUCUUUGAAUUUUCUCAUGCUGUGGCUUAUAUGCAUGUACAUAUUAUUGAAUUCUGUUCAGAUGUUGUGUUUUCCUUGAAGUAUAUGAAUGUGGAGGAACAUGGCUGCAAUAGAUAUUGGUGCACUUGACAAUUCAAAGAUAGUAACCCCUUUUGCCUUUGUGGGCUUGGCAUGUGUUAACUUUUAACCUUCAGAGAAGAGCCCUUGUGUUUCGCAAUGUAAAAAUUGUUUUCAUGGACUGUGACAUAAUUUAUCAUGAUCUGACACAAAUUUUUCUUAAUAUAAAACAUGAGCCAAAUGAAUCUGCUGCAACACAGAACAUGAAAAUUACUUCAUCUCUCCCAUCCCUCCAUCACCCUACUUGCCACAGAGUUAAUGUUCUAUCGGCUGGGGUGCUGAUACAUUUACUUAUCAGUCCCAGGGCCAGAAAUAUUCUUUUUUAUAUGUCACGCAGAUAUUAUGGCCUUGUUCUGAAAGAAUUCACUGUGCCAUUCACUGCACACAGUAUUUCACUGUUAAGUCCAAAGAAUGACAGAGGAAGUUGGAUUCAGCAUAUGAUAUGUUUAAAUGUUGUAUUAAUAUUGUGACUGGAGCCAGACAAUGUGGAAAAUGUGGUGGUCGUGUCCCCCUCUUCAUAUUUUUUGGGAGGUUAUGAAUACUGUAGGGUGUAAACUCUGUAAACAACAAAGCUUCCAUACAAACUUCCAUGCAUACAUUAUGAUCAUGGCUUUCAGUGAUACUGGAACAGUGAGUGAUCAUUUUGUUACCACUGUUAAAAUACUUAUUGCAUAAUAUUCUUGUAGUUCUCUCAAAGAAACAAUAUUUUUACAAUCACUAGAAUUAUUUUUCACCUGUCACCUUGGUUAUCAGUGCAUUUCCCUCUUGCAUAUAUAUUGGCAGAUGUUUGGUUUGAGCUUUAACAAAGCAAUGGUGUACGGUGUGAGAUGGCCUCUUAAUUUUAUUAUGUCCCAUUUCCAGACUGAAGCAUAAGUAAAAGUAUAGUUCAACAAUAUUCCAAAAAGUUGCAUGGCACAUCUGUAAGAUAUGGCUGCAAUAAUUAGAUAUAAUUAGGAGAUUCUUUCACUUAACAUUUAAAUAUCUGAGUGAGGAAAUAUUUAUAUUACAUCCUACAUUUGGCACAGUAAGUCAGUAAAACAUAGGUAUCAUUUGCAUGUAAGAUUGGGAAUUUGUUCCACAUCAUAUUUAAUUGUGUAAUCUGCAUAAAAUUUAUAGUUGUUGUAUCUCAAUAACAUGUCUGGCUAUAGAUUGGGCAGUUGGAGUAUGGUUUUGCUGGGGAUUUGCUCUUCAUUGCUUCAUGUCAGACUACUCUUAUUCCUCAUGUGGGACUUCUUGUCUGGGGAUAAAGAUGGUCAAAUAUGAACCUGACCACCUACCCCCAUCUAAAGCCAAGGUACAAAAUGCAUAAAGCUUUAUCUUCAUACCCAUAGAUCACUUCAUAUUUCAUAUUUAUUUUGCAUUCAUACUGUUACAACUGCAACACUUGAACAAGUCAACUCACUAGAUACAUCAUUGUUAAAAGCUCUAUAAUCCUAGAAUGUAUUAGACUAAAAAUAAAAACUGUACUUGCCUUACAACAUCACUAAGAAUUUUAAAAAUAUAACAAUAACUACUACAAUUCCCUUUUCUUCUCUUUUUUUGUUAAUUAAAAAAAACCUUGCUAUGCUUCCUCAUGUUCCUGUUGGAGAAACUCAUUCAAUGUAUAG